Molecule: messenger RNA, 2691 nt
Organism: Rattus norvegicus (Norway rat)
Lineage: Eukaryota; Metazoa; Chordata; Mammalia; Rodentia; Muridae
Gene: Cyp11b1
Product: cytochrome P450, family 11, subfamily b, polypeptide 1
Biological process (GO): response to hormone; aldosterone biosynthetic process; response to stress
Cellular component (GO): mitochondrial inner membrane; mitochondrion
Molecular function (GO): oxidoreductase activity, acting on paired donors, with incorporation or reduction of molecular oxygen; iron ion binding; steroid 11-beta-monooxygenase activity
Source: RefSeq, marked validated
AUGGCUCUCAGGGUGACAGCAGAUGUGUGGCUGGCAAGACCCUGGCAGUGCCUGCACAGGACGAGGGCACUGGGCACUACGGCAAAAGUGGCCCCCAAGACACUGAAGCCCUUUGAAGCCAUACCACAAUACUCCAGGAACAAGUGGCUGAAGAUGAUACAGAUCCUGAGAGAGCAGGGCCAAGAGAACCUACACCUGGAGAUGCACCAGGCCUUCCAAGAGCUGGGGCCCAUUUUCAGGCACAGUGCAGGGGGAGCACAGAUUGUGUCUGUGAUGCUGCCUGAGGACGCUGAGAAGCUGCACCAGGUGGAGAGUAUCCUCCCGCAUCGGAUGCCCCUGGAGCCGUGGGUGGCCCACAGAGAACUCCGUGGCCUGAGACGUGGUGUGUUCUUGCUAAAUGGGGCAGACUGGCGCUUCAACCGACUGCAGCUGAAUCCAAAUAUGCUGUCACCAAAAGCCAUUCAAUCUUUUGUCCCCUUUGUGGAUGUGGUAGCAAGGGACUUUGUGGAAAACCUGAAGAAGAGAAUGCUGGAGAAUGUUCAUGGAAGCAUGUCUAUAAACAUUCAGUCCAAUAUGUUCAACUAUACCAUGGAAGCCAGCCAUUUUGUUAUUUCCGGAGAGCGUCUGGGCCUCACAGGCCAUGACCUGAAACCUGAGAGCGUGACAUUCACUCAUGCUCUGCACUCAAUGUUCAAGUCCACCACACAGCUCAUGUUCUUACCCAAGAGCUUGACUCGUUGGACAAGCACCCGGGUGUGGAAAGAACACUUUGAUUCCUGGGAUAUCAUCUCUGAGUAUGUCACAAAAUGUAUCAAGAAUGUGUAUCGCGAACUGGCAGAGGGUCGCCAACAGUCCUGGAGUGUCAUAUCCGAGAUGGUAGCACAGAGUACUCUGUCAAUGGAUGCCAUCCAUGCCAACUCAAUGGAACUUAUUGCUGGAAGUGUUGACACGACAGCAAUCUCCUUGGUAAUGACCCUUUUUGAGCUGGCUCGGAACCCAGAUGUUCAGCAGGCCCUGCGGCAGGAGAGCCUAGCAGCUGAGGCCAGCAUCGUUGCUAAUCCCCAGAAGGCCAUGUCAGACCUGCCCUUGCUGCGGGCUGCCCUUAAAGAGACCUUGAGGCUCUACCCUGUUGGUAGCUUUGUAGAGAGAAUCGUACACUCAGACCUGGUGCUUCAGAACUAUCAUGUCCCUGCUGGGACAUUCGUCAUAAUUUAUCUGUACUCCAUGGGCCGAAACCCUGCAGUGUUCCCAAGACCUGAGCGCUAUAUGCCUCAGCGCUGGCUGGAGAGGAAAAGGAGUUUCCAGCAUCUGGCCUUCGGCUUUGGGAUGCGCCAGUGCCUGGGGCGGCGCCUGGCAGAGGUGGAGAUGCUGCUCCUGCUUCACCAUAUGCUGAAAACCUUCCAAGUGGAGACACUGAGACAAGAGGAUAUGCAGAUGGUUUUUCGCUUUCUUUUGAUGCCCAGCUCUAGUCCUUUCCUUACUUUCCGGCCUGUGAGCUAGUCACCUUACAUCUGGGGCCCUAGUCAGUCCACCAGCCUACCUCUGUCCUGACACCCAAGGUCACACUUCUCUGCCAGCAGAAUUUUUUGUGGGGAGGAGGUCACACUGUCAUCAUUCAACACAACUGUACACAGUUUACAGCUGAAGACCUCCAGCAUCAGGUACAAGCAAGGCCAGGGAAGAGAUUAGGACUAUCUUCAGGGCAAUAAGUAGUCUCUCCUGAGCGGUCUUCCCCAUUCUUUCCAACGGUCACUCCAGGUGGCCACGGCCUUUAAAGGGUCUCAGAGUAAAGCCAGAAGUCAACUCCUCCUUAUGUCCUCAUUAUUAUGACAUGACCCACCAAAACAUUUUCACACACAGAUGGGAAUUUUUGGGCAAAAGAUACAUAGAUGAUAGAUAGAUAUAUGAUAUAUUACAUAUGAUAGAUGAUAGAUAGAUAGAUGAUAGAUAGAUAGAUAGAUAGAUAGAUAGAUAGAUAGAUAGAUAGAUAGAUGAUGGAUGACCAGUCAUUUAUGUCUGUGUUUUGUUUGAAGCCUUUCACAGUGGAGCUGGCACAUACGAGCUGGUGAGUCUACAGUGUUUUAAGAGUAGACACAGCUGCACUUGCUAAGGACUGGGUGGUUGUGGUAUCAGAGAUGCAGGCAGGAGGACCUGCUGGAACCCAGAUACUGUGUGAAGUCCCCACAGGGACAGUGGUCUUCCAUGAGGUCAAGGUGUUUCCUGACUUCUGCCAGUGCAUGCUGCUUGGGCAAAGGUAAUUCUCUUGACUUGUGAAAGUGGCCCAGAGCAUAAGAUUUUUUCAGGUCUCCUUUCAGCUGCAAGUCGGUAGGGCGAAAAGUUUUGGCCAAGAACAACCACUUCACAGGGUCUCCUGUGCUCAGCACUAAAGCACAAAUCUACUGGAGAUGUGUGUGCCAAAUUCCAAGGUCUUAGACCUUUGAGUGUGAGGCAGUAUAGAGUCAGGGCCUUUAAUGAUAUAAUUCGUGUGAAAUGAGAUUACUGGGUUGUGCCUACUCCAGUGCCCAGAGAGCCUCCCAAGAAGAGAGUGAGGUGCCAGGUCACAGAGACAGACCCAAGUGGAAGACAGGAAGUCAGACUUCUGUAAGCAGAGGAAAGCAGUUGGAACUCCUACAGUCUUGGCUCCAUCACUCAAUCACUUCCCUGGCUGUGAAAAAUAAACUUGAGUUGUUG